CUCGCUCUGACAGUGUUAAAUGAAGGCGCUCAUCAUGGCGCGUGUCGUGACAGUUUUUGCGCACCUGUACACAGCUGUGUUUUUCGCUUUAGCGUACAUGUCGCUGUUCGGACAGAUUUCAUGUCACAGUAGCGUUUUAAACCGGAGAAACGAACUGGACCGAGAGCUGGACAGCCACGGUGGGCAUGUAGUUGAAUCGCGUAUCCCAGCGCUCAGCCGCGGAGAUUACAGCGGGGACCCCGACGGACCGGCCAUGGGAGUUCCCCGAGUCCGGAGGGCAUCGAGACUGGACAAAGUCUCUCUGCUCAGCAGCUCUUUCGUCCUUAAAGGUGAUGCCACCCACAACCAGGCAAUGGUUCACUGGACGGGGGAGAACAGCAGCGUCAUCCUCAUUCUCACAAAGUACUACCAUGCAGACUCCAACAAAGUUCUUGAGAGUUCCCUCUGGAGAUCCAGUGAUUAUGGGACAACCUACAGCAAGCUCAACUUAAUGCCUGGGACAACAAUCAUAGUCACAAACUUCUACAUCUGUCCCACCAAUAAGAAAAAGGUAAUCUUGGUGAGCUCCAACAUCAAUGAACGUGACCAAAUGCUCUUCAUCAGCACAGAUGAGGGUGCAUCCUUCCAACGAUACCCUGUAUCCUUCACCGUGGAAACACUUCUCUUCCAUCCCUCAGAGGAAGACAAACUUCUGGCCUACACAAAAGAGGCGAAGCUUUAUGUCUCCACUGAUCUGGGUCACAAAUGGACUCUGCUACAGGAGCAUGUUACUAAAGACAGAGUUUUCUGGGCUGUGACGGGAGUGGAUGUGGACCCUGAUUUGGUUCAUAUGGAGAUUCAAGACAUCGGUGGUGGAUACCUUUAUGUGACAUGUCUCAUCCAGAACUGCUCGGAUAAAAUGGUGACAGCACAGUUCUUGGGGAAGACUGACCACAAUUCCCUCUCAGUGCAAGAUGAGUACAUAUUUGUAAAGGUAACCACAGGAAAUCAUACCAAGUAUUAUGUCUCGUACCGGAGGAAUGAAUUUGUUCAGAUGAGAUUUCCGAAAUAUGCCCUAGCAAAGGAUGUGCAAAUUGUGAGUACAGAUGAGAAUCAGGUAUUCCUGGCUCUGCAGGAAUGGUAUCAGACCGACACCUACAACCUCUACCAGUCAGAUCCACAGGGAGUCUAUUACUCCAUUGUGCUGGAGAACGUCCGCAGCACCAAACAGCCUGAAGAGAAUGUCCUCAUCGACAUCUUAGAGGUUCGUGGGAUUAAGGGCAUUUUCUUGGCAAAUCAAAAAGUAAAUGGAAAGGUGAUGACUCUCAUCACUUACAACAAAGGCAGAGACUGGGAACCCCUGGCCCCACCCACAGCUGAUAUGAAUGGCAAACCAGUAAAUUGCAUGCAGCCUGACUGUAACCUUAAUCUCCACUUGCGAUGGGCUGACAACCCGUACGUGUCUGGAACAGUCCACACUAAAGAUUCUGCCCCAGGCCUCAUAAUGGGUGCAGGUAACCUUGGGUCUCAGCUGGUUGAAUAUAAAGAGGAGAUGUACAUCACCUCAGAUUGUGGCAAGACCUGGAGACAGGUAUUUGAGGAAGAACAUCACAUUCUCUAUCUGGAUCAUGGUGGUGUCAUUGUGGCCAUUAAGGACACCUCGAUCCCUUUAAAAAUACUGAAAUUCAGCAUAGAUGAGGGCCGAACAUGGAGUGUCCACAACUUCACCAGCACUUCUGUUUUUGUGGAUGGACUUCUGAGUGAACCUGGGGAUGAGACACUGGUUAUGACGGUAUUCGGCCACAUAAGCUACCGUUCAGAUUGGGAGCUAGUGAAGGUGGAUUUCCGUCAGUCUUUCCCCAGACAAUGCACGGAAGCUGACUAUGACUCCUGGAAACUCACUGACUUACAGGGAGAGAAAUGCAUCAUGGGCCAGGAACGAAUGUACAGGAGGAGGAAAGAGGCAUCAUUCUGCAUUAAAGGGAAGAGCUAUACAUCAGUUCUAACUGCCAAACCUUGCCAGUGCACAGAGAAAGACUUUGCCUGUGACUACGGCUUUGAGCAAGCUCCCAGCCUUAGGUUAGAGGGUGAUCGCUGUUAUCCUGACUUUUGGUAUGAUCCUGACGCUCCUCCUGAAAACUGCCACUUAGGACACAGCUAUAAGUCCAGCACAGGUUAUCGGAAGGUUAUCACUAAUGUAUGUGAGGGUGGAGUGAAUAAAGAGCAGAGUGCAAAGCAGCAUUCUUGCCCUCUGCUGCCACCUAAAGGCCUGCAGCUGGGCAUCAAAGGACAGAUGCUUGCAGUGGCACCUGGUGAUGACAUCACAUUUAUAGUCCAUCAAGAACAGGGUGACACUACCAGCACCAGAUAUCAGGUAGAUUUAAUGGAUGGGGUCAGGGCUAUAUAUGAAAACCUGACGGUUACAGAUGAACCCAUUCAGCACCGUUAUGAGAGGCCAGGUGUUUACCGGGUUAAUGUGAAGGCUGAAAACUCUGCUGGACACGACCAAGCCACCCUUUAUAUUCAGGUCACAGCUCCACUAAAGGAUGUCCAUCUGGAGGUGGUCCCAAUUGCAGGCAGAAAUCAGGAAGUAAAUCUCACAGCUUUAGUGCUUCCUGCUGAGGCAAAUCUUACUGUGUUUUACUGGUGGAUCGGCGAUAACCUUCAGCCAAAGCUGACUUUGGAGAACAGUCUGAUCACGAGGUUCUCUGAGGAGGGUGAGGUUCCUGUGACGGUUCAGGCUUCUAAUGGCCGCUCCAUGGUGCAGGACAGCAAGACUGUCCAUGUUUACGAUCAUUUCCAGGUCAUCCCACUGAGUUUCAGUCGUAAUCUGGACCUCUUUAACCCAAACAUACCAGAGUGGAGACAAGAUGUGGGACAGGUCGUUACCAAGAUUCUGUCUAAGCUCACAGGGGUUCCUCAGGAUUCUAUGGUUACCAUGGUGAAGCCUGAUCUUCCCACCACUGCAGACCUGUAUGUUCUUCCUCAUGAGGCUACACCAGCGAAGAGGAGUGUGUUUGUGGAUAAGCAUGUUCCCACAAUAAAGCAAGUUCUGAGUGAGAAUAAUGUGAGCUUCAUUGUGAAAGGAGGUUUAAGAGUGAUGGUGACUCUGGCAGACUCAGAUGCAGGUUCUCAUCUGGGUGCAGCAGGUGCAGGUGUUUGGGCUCUCACAGUAAUUCUCCUUAUAAGCCUGAUCUCUGCUGCAGCCUUCAUGCUCUUCAAGUUUAACAGGAAAAACUACAAAAACCAUGGUUCCUUGCUGAGGCCAGAAGAGAGCAGCCUAACGCAUCCCUGGCUGCGUUUCAGAAAACUGCCAGGGAGAAACGUCUAUGCCCAGAUGCACAAUGAGAAAGAGCAGGAAAUGACCAGCCCUGUCAGUCACAGUGAGGACACACAGAACAUCAUUCAAGGGGAGGAGUUCAUCGAUGACGACCUUGACUCGCAGACUCUAGGUAACGCUGGAGGCAACCACUCGGGGGUGGUGUUGAGCAUAAAUUCACGGGAGCUGCACAGUUACCUGACCAGCUGAUGACCAUUGAGAGGGUGCCAGUGAAGAGCACAAUAGACUCUAUGCCUUCCUACUCUCUCCAGCUAUGUCCCUUCAGACACCCUUUCAGGAGAGAGAGAGCAGAGAAACACCUGCACCAAACCCUCUCUUCUCUGUCUUCUUCAACCCGAUCUCAUGAAGAUUCGUACAUAAUUUAUGAGUUGGCUAUUUCGUAUGGUCUUGAACAAUGUUGUUAGCAUAAACUCCUACGACUUCAUCACGUGCAAAUUCCCGGAUGUCUAAUGCGGAAGCGUGAGUUCCACGCACAAGGCGUUAAGGACAUACAGUAUUUAUUAAUAUUAUGCCCUUACUCAAACCCCUUAUCUAAACUUAACCAAUCAGUAGAGUGUGUAAACAUGAUAGGAAGCUGUUGUGUGUAACAGAAGCAAGUAGUUGUCGCGUAUUAAAUGGAAAUGAUGUCCAGCGGCGUCAUUGGCUGUAGUGAAAGUCAUAGGAAUUCAAACGAGUGCAGUCGCACGAUAUCAUACGAAUUAGCCAAAUUUAGAAAAGUCGUACGAAUCCUGACGAUUUCGCCGUGAGAUUGUGUUGGUCUUCUUUGUCUUUUCCAGCCUCUUUCCUCACUCCAGAAGGUGGAUUUAUACCCAACCUGCUGUGCCCCAGUUGCACUGAUGACCACUCACACUCACAUAUUGUUGAUCGGCCUUCCUCUCAUGUGCACAUCGUGCAAUCUGUUUCAUUCUCUCAUAGUUGCUGUUAUCAUGGAAACAGAGCAUGGCUCCUAUCCGUCACUGCACUUACUAAUGCCCAGGGACAAGCUCAUUGACCAAACUCUUUAUUUGUCAUCAUUCUCACUAUGUGACUGGUUUGUCAUGUGCACUUUUCUGUGUUUUUUACUCUUUCAUUCUUUCUCUGACCUGUCUGAAUACUGUUUUUUGACUCUCUCAGGCCAGGUGUUGUGGUCAUUGAAAAACUCUCACUCAAACUAGUCUCGAGGAUGAAUCCUGUGCAGAGGUGGUGCAAUGCACAUAGCGAGCAGGAUACAAAACAUGUUUGAUUCAGGGGAAGACAUUUUUGUUAGAUAUAACCAAAGGGAAAACACUUAAGAUUUUCUAAACACACUCACCUCAUUUUCUUCUUUUCUUUCUUUGUACAACAUUUAGUAUUGUAAACAUGUAUAAACACAUUUUAUUUGAACCCUUAGGGUUUCAAAAACAAUAACACAUCUCUCCUGCUUUUCAUUUUAUCUAUAACAAAAUAUGUUUUUGCUAUUUUGUGGAUAUUCUGUGCAGUAAAUUCAAGUAAUUUCUGUCUGUGCCCUAUAUGAGGGUUAGGUCAGAAACAUACUUUGCACAAGUACGUGAACGCAGAUGCAAGCGCUUGGCCAAAGCAUUGUCCGGUUGAACAUACUUGACAUGCGUUCUUGUGUUACUGUGGCGGUAACAAAUCUCCAUACUCAAGGGGGUGAUAGAGUUACUUUCAAAAGUCAGUGCCAUUAAACUGGAUGUGUUAUUAUUCAGGUAAGUUGAUUAUAUAUUGACUUUAACUUACUUGCUCAGCAAUAUUCUCUUUAAACUGUUGAUCCUCCACGACAGUAGUUGACAUGAAAGAGAAAACUCAUAGUAGAAACAGAAAGUUUACACUACUGUCCACCCUUGCUGAAACGUUGAGACUGCAACACGUACUUGCAUUAUGAACAGUGUUGGGUGUAACCUAAUUACUUUAGUAAUGUGUGUAUCGCAUUACAUUUAAAAUUCUAGUAAUCAGAUGACAGUUAAUUACUUCCAAGUAAUUCUUCUUACAUUACUUGGGUGACACAUUUCUAAAAUAGUUCUAAAUAUGUAGAAUUUAAAUCAUGAGUUGUUCAUAUGUACAUGUAUGCAUUUUUGUGACAGCUGAAGGGCGAAUGCCAGUUAAUAAGUCAUUGUAAGGGAGAAACACGUGGUGAUGAGUGUAUGACUAGCAUGCAACAAUGAACAAUGAAGAAAUAAAGACAUUAUUUUUGAUACGUUGAGCAAAAAAAAAAAAAAACGUAUUUUAGAAAGUAAUUUAAAAGUAAAUUAAUUAAUGAAGUGAUUAAUUUUCAGUGAAGUAACCUGAGUACAGUUUUAUAAAAUAAAUUAGUAAUUUGUUGUGGACUAAGCACUGAUUGUGAAUUGCGGUCCGAUACAUUUUGGAACACAACAAUGCAUGAAAAUCGAGCUUACGUAGCUAGAUGCCCCUGCGUUCAUGUACAUGCAUAGUAAGUUUCGGCUUUUACUGUUUUUUCCUCUCUCCAGCCCCACACCAUCAAUAGCUAUGGUCCAGAUAGUAAUUUCUAUGACAAUUUAAAGAUUUUUAACAUUGAUUACAUUGACCCCAAACAUGGUUUGCUUAUAUAGCAAGCAAGAAAUGUCAUGUUUUCGGUCAAGGAGUACACAAAUGAUAAACAGUAAUUUGUAAGUAACUGCCAAACCUUCACGGCUGGAAUCAUUUUUGAUGUUCUAAGAAAACCUGCACCAAUGAUAACUGUCCCCAGAGCCUAAUUCAUAUCUUGUUUCUCCAGGAAGUGUAGUGCCAAAUAUUCAUCAUGUGUCUUUAGUAUAAGUCAUAGCAUCUAAUCUAAUUCCAAUGCAUAAAAGCAUCUAAUCUGUGCUUUUUCACUGCAUAAUGAAACACUAUACUAUAACAAAUCAAAUUCCAUUGUUCAUCAUGUUGAAAUCCUAUGUGAAAGCAAGCUAAAUUCAUAAGCUCAUUUAUUUAUUUAACUUUAGAUUUGCUAACAAACAUCAGUCAUCAAAUCUUGACAGGGAGUCAACACGGAGUGGUCCACAGUGUAGCAUUUGCUACCUGUUUGAGGAGUUUGGCAGGUGUAGUGUCUAUAAGCCUAUAUUAGGCAUCGUAGGACAUGAUUAAUUUCCCUUUUGUUUGGCUUUAUAUAUAUAUAUAUAUAUAUAUAUAUAUAUAUAUAUAUAUAUAUAUAUAUAUAUAUAUAUAACAAUGUGUACAGAGAAAUUUCAGUUGUAUAUAGCCCCUCCAAAAUACAACACUUUCAAUAGACCAAAAUGUGCACCCGCCCCCCCCCCCUCCAAAUGCCUCGCACUGGGUUUUCUUGAAGUUCAGGAGUUCUGGACAUUAAAAUGAUCACUUCUACAUUUUGUCUUCACACAGUUUGUGUCAUCUCAUAAUUCUACUGUCAUUUCUCAUCUUUACCUUUAGCAAGAAACAUUUCCUUUUUUCAACAUUGUUUAGUGAAGAUUAUUCUUAAUAUUUAACUAUAUCUAUAACAUUUACACGCUCAUGACUAAAGAACUGUGUGAGAGGUGGUGCACAUACUGAUAUUAUUUUGGCAUAAUAUGGGUUCAGCUAUUUCAAUGAAGGUGGCUGUGUGAAUGGACUGUCGAAUGGACUGUUAAGACAGUCAUUGUCUUUAUGGUCUGUUGCUGUCAGUAUCGCUGGUGUUUUAGGAGUAUGAAUUAAUGAGGGUCUCUCACUUGCACUAUCACAUAGUUGUUAGCAGUGUUAUUCAGAUGGUUUUAGGGACCACUUCUUUUUCAAUGAGAUAGCUGUCUGUAAAUACAGAACAUGCAUCACUGAGAAAGACACUGUGGUUAGCUUGACUGCACUUGAGUAAAAUGAGAUUAUUAGUUUGGCAAGUCUACCAAAUGCUUGACACUUUGCAUUGUUUUUUUAAUCAAUUCUGUUGUGGAGCUUAAGCUGAUGUGAACUAUAUUUUUCAUGUUAAAUUGAAACAAGCAGACUGCUUCAUAAUGGUCUAGAAUCAAUGUCUCUCAGCAUCAAUCAAAAGGGAAGAUGGCCUCUCUUCACACUGACUCAGAAAUAUAUGCUAAUGUGUAUCAAUAAUAACACAAAUAAUACAAACCAGUGUUUCUAUACAAUGCAAUCAGUGUGGACUUACUGCAGCAGAAGUGGUACUGUCUAAAUUCCAUGCAUUUAUCUGUUUUUUUUUUCUUCUUUUUUAACCUGUAUACAGUAUGCAUACAUAGUUAUUUAGUGAUGUGUAAUCUAUAUUUCCAUCCCCUUUAACCCAAGUGAAAGAGGAAUUAUGAGGACGUUAUGAGCAAAAGCCUGAGAUGUGUCUACGGCCUUGUUCAGACUGUCACUAAAAUCCAAUUUUUUUGCAUAUCCAGAUUGUAUCCAGAUGAAUUUUUGAUAGUCUGGACAGCAAAAAACCACAUGAAAUCUGAUUUUUCCGAAUCUGAUUUUUCUGCACCGUGACUGGACAGGGCGCUUAUUUGGAGAGCGAGAUGAUGCACCUCUAUUUUUCCCGCAUCUGUUUUGAAAGCAUCGUUACGUGGAUACGCCUACGUCAUUACCAAAGCAACCCAUGCAGAUAGUUUGGUUAUGUCUGAACACGCAAAUCUGAUUUGAUCACUUGCAAUUAAUAGUGUGGACAGUCUGCCUGAAAAGAUCUGAUUUGAGAAAAAAUCAGAUUUGCCUGCAGUCUGAACAUAGCCUACAUCAGUUCAGCUUAGUGUCUGCACACUCCUGCAACAAGGCAUUUCUGAAAUAACACACACCUGGAUCCACUUUUUGAAUCUUAAAUUUACAGACUCAAACAUUUUGGAAAAUGUUUCUGCCUUUGCUUAAUUCAAUUUGUUCUUGUUGUUUCUUUUUAAUGUAAAUGUUUUUGACCACUGCAAAAAGUGAAAAGCACUUAAUCAGUGUGUCCUCAAACACACCCUAACUGUAUAGUUAUGUUUUGUUUUUUGAUCUGUUUAAUAAAGUUUUAACGUUCUUCAUGAAACUGGUAUCUUUAGUUUUUUUUAAAGGACUGUCUUUUGUGCGUAAGACACUAAAUAGCUAUAAAAAUGUUCUAUAAAAGUUACAAAACAUUAAAUACUGUUAAAGGGAUAGAUGACCCAAAAAUGAAAAUUCUCUCAUCAUUUA
Messenger RNA from Myxocyprinus asiaticus (Chinese sucker), 8374 nucleotides. RefSeq names its product VPS10 domain-containing receptor SorCS2-like. Gene Ontology annotation, cellular component: membrane. Gene Ontology annotation, molecular function: protein binding. The coding region runs from base 20 to 3508 and encodes 1162 amino acids. Lineage: Eukaryota; Metazoa; Chordata; Actinopteri; Cypriniformes; Catostomidae. The transcript is spliced from 27 exons. The record is from RefSeq and is a predicted model, not a curated record.